Triticum urartu is the source of this 6258-nucleotide messenger RNA. RefSeq lists its product as uncharacterized. Gene Ontology annotation, molecular function: protein binding; ADP binding. The record is from RefSeq and is a predicted model, not a curated record. NCBI's taxonomy places the organism in Eukaryota, Viridiplantae, Streptophyta, Magnoliopsida, Poales, Poaceae.
ACAGAAAAGGCUGUGUUCCUAUCCAAAUCUGCCGCUCCGCUGCGCACCAGCACUUAUUUCUCCCGAAGGGAGUGAGCCGGCGGAUGCACCCAGGCGGGGAUUGCUGCGGCCGGUGUGCGGGACCUGGGACCGUGGCCCCAGCUGGGGACCAAUUGUGCAGCGGCGCCGGCGGUGUGCGGCAUAUGGUUGCCGGAGCAGAUGGCGCGGAGUCCGUGGAUGAGGUAUUCGCCCGAACCCCUCUCACCUUCGUCUUCCGGCUUGAUUGGGAUUUGGAUUGGUAGCCCCGAAGUGACAGAAUUUCGAUCAAUCAAUCUCUGUUUCAUGCAAAUUGGGCCCGUGAUUUGGUCUCAAAUCAAUUUGGGGUCAGUUGGAGGUGCACUACCACCGGCAUUUCUCGAAGCAAUUCCACCACCAACACAUGGCUAAACUCUUUCCAUUGUAAACUGUCAUUUUUCUUUUCAGGAAAUUCCUGUAUGUUCAGUAUUUGCACUGUUUAACUACAAUGUUCUCUUUUUUGAAGGACAGAGACUUGGGAGAGCUACACCGAAUGGUGUAUCAUUUCUUUGCAGUUUUGUUUUCCCUUUACAGAGCGGCCAUCACAAGACCAUGCUACAAUCCAGCGGUAGCUCAACUUUGUUCCUUGCUCAAAGGCUGAGACUUGCCAGCCACAGCACUCCAAGCACCUGUGCUAUAAUGUCUUAAGAUUUAUUCUUAGAGCUGAACCACACUACACUCCGAGUAUCAGUGCAAAAGGUUUCAACCUAAGAAAUGGGGUGGUACAUAUUUGCAAACUGGAUAGCCCCUGGUCCACCCACAGGCAUUCUGCACACAAAAACAAUAAUAUCAUUGUCGGAGGGAGCAACGAGAGCUUGCUGCUAACAAAGGCGGAGGUCAGGGGGAUGAUUGCAAAUGCUGCAAGGGAAACAUCUUGCCAGCAAGCUUGGCGAUUUUGUGAACGAGGAGAUCGCUCUGCUGUAGGGGUUCCAGGAUGAAGUGGAAGGCUUGGAGGAGAAAAUCAAAGAUUUGAAGGCCAUAAUGCAUGAUGCAGAUGAUAGGUUACGCCAUGGAGAAAGAGAUGGAGAAGUGGUGCUGGAUCACUAAAUUCAACUCCGUCGCCUACAAGGUUCAGGAUGUACUGGACGAGUUGGCGCCAAUGAGCUCAUCAAGAAGACCCAAUCAAAGCGAGGCCCAUCACGCACCAUGUCACAAGCCAUCGAGUGCUCAACUUUAUUCCUUUCCUCAAAGGCUGAGUCUUACACGUUGCAACACUCUAGGAAUCUGUGCGGUUUGACUUUGGGGUUUAUUCUAAGAGGAGCUUAACCACAAUACACUCAAGGUAUCAACGCAAAAGCUUCACUCUCAGAAACGAAGUGGUAUAUAUUUGCAAACUGAAUCACCCCGAGAACAUCUACAAAGUCCGUACAGAGCAUGAACAGUUUGCCUUUAGGACUGCUCUCUGCUGCGCUCUCUCAAACACAACGAUAUUCUCGUUGCAGAAAGCAACAAGGGCUUUGUGUGAGGCCAUGGCCGAGGCUGGGGCGAUGAUUGCGAGUGCCGUGGGGAAUCGAGUCGCCAUCAAGCUCGGCGAACUCGUCAAUGACGAGAUCGCUCUGUUGUGGGGCUUCCGAGACGAAGUGGAAGGUCUGGAGGAGAAGAUGAAAGAUCUGGAGGCUGUGAUGCGUGAUGCCGACAAUAAGCUGCGCCGAGGAGAAGAAGAUGGAGAAGCAGUUGGGCGGUGGCUCACUAAAUUUAAGUCCGUCGCCUAUGACGUUGAGGACGUGCUGGACGAUUUGGAUGCCAACGAGCUCGUCGGGAAAACCCAAUCGAAGAUCAAGUUAUUCUUUUCCCGGAAUAAUCAACUCCUCCAACGGAUGACCAUGGCCCACCAUAUGAAGAGCGUGAGGGAGAAAGUAGACAAAAUUGAAAAGGAGGGCCACCGGGUACUCAAUCUUGUGGGUCAUGAAAACCGGAGGGCCACUAGGCCACUGGCAGAAGGGAGCAGAAACAAAGAAACUUUUGCAGCCAGCAUGAAAACUGGAAUAGUGGGUAGGGAAGCCGACAUGGAGAAAAUAAUCAGUGUGCUGUUGAGAAGUGAAGCAAAUGAGGAUAUCUCUGUCGUUCCAAUUGUUGGGCUUGGUGGUAUAGGGAAGUCAACAUUGGCAGAAUCAAUUUUGGCAGAUAAGAGGGUCAAUGUCUUCGACGUCCAAGUCUGGGUUCAUGUGUCUAAGCAUUUUGAUUUGCACCAAAUUGGCAGUGCCAUCCUGAAAAGAAUAAAUAGCAGUAUCAAUCUUGAUAAUUGUACUUUGCAGUUUCUACAUGAUAGUUUGAGAAAUGAACUUGCUACCAAAAGAUACUUGAUUGUUCUGGAUGAUCUCUGGGAAGAAGAUGGAAAUAAACUGGAAGAGUUGAAGCGGAUGUUACAAUAUGGCUGCAAGGGUAGCAGGAUUAUAGUUACCACCCGUAACCAAAGUAUAGUGGCAAAAAUGAGCACCGGUAUUUUGGCAAAUCGGAGGGUAAUUCUCCCCGUGCCAGAGUCUUACCAAAUCAAGUUGGAUAUUUUAUCAACUGAUAACUGCUGGGAUGUAAUGAAACAAAGGGUAUUUGAGCCUGAUGAUGACCAAAGUGGCUUGGAAGAUAUUGGAAGGCAAAUUGCAGCAAAGUGUGGGGGAUUACCACUUGUGGCGAAUGCUCUUGGGGAAGUGAUGUCCGAGUUAAGGACAAUCAAGGCAUGGGAAGAUAUUAGAGAUACAAAAAUUAAGUUGGGUUCAAGAGACCAAAAGGACACAUUAGAAUGCCUCAUGCUGAGCUAUUACUACAUGAAGCUGGAAUUCAAAAUGUGCUUCACAUAUAUGGUGGCCUUCCCUAAUGGCUUCAUUGUGGACAGUGAUCGUCUAAUCCAACAGUGGGUCGCUCUUGGAUACAUUCGUGCUGAGGAUGAUGGUGAAAGGUGUAUCAACUACCUUCUCGGGAUGUCUUUUCUUCAGAUUUCAUGGUCAUCCUCAGUUAGUCCAGGCUCAAUGCAUGCCAAAGCUCCUCGGGAGCUCACCAUGCAUGAUUUGGUGCAUGAUCUUGCAUCAAUAAUUGCUGCAGAUGAAUUUCUUGUUCUGGAUGCUAGUUCUCCUGAACCAAGGACUUGGAACAGAGCUCGCUAUUGCCGACAUGCACAACUGAUCAACUACCAGAAUCAAUCCAUGGUUUUUAGAGAUUUGCCUGCUAAAGUUAGAUCCCUUCAUUGUAGGGAUUCAAAAAAACAGCAACUUCCUCGAACGGCAUUUUCUCGAUCCAAGCACAUACGUGUCUUGGACUUAAAUGGGCCUUCAGUUAGAGGGCAAUCUACUCCAAGCAACUUCGAGCUAAGUAACGUAGUGCUGCCAUCUUCCAUUCAUCAAUCGAAGCUACUUAGGUACCUCGAUGCCACGUCCUUGCCAAUUACAUCCCUUCCAAAGUAUUUCCACACACUUCAAUACAUGCAAACUCUAAUUUUAUCCAAAUGCUCACUGGAAACCUUGCCUGGCAAUAUCUCUAGCCUACACAAACUUUGUUAUUUGGACCUAUCUGGUAAUAUCAGCCUUAAUAAGCUACCUGUGUCCUUGGGGAAGCUCACUAAACUUUCUUUCCUCAACUUACUGGGGUGUUCCAUGCUCCAGGGAUUGCCUGAAUCCAUUUGUGAGCUGACAUGCUUACGACACCUCGACAUGUCAGAAUGCAAUGCCAUUCAAAAUCUCCCUGAUAAAUUUGGUAGCCUUCCAAAACUCAUAUUCCUAAACUUGUCAGGUUGUUCCAAGCUGACCAAACUACCUGACAAUGUUAGACUUGAGUCUUUAGAGCAUCUAAACCUAUCAAAUUGUCAUGAACUAGAAAACCUGCCAAAAGAUUUUGGAAACCUCCAAAAGCUUGUGUUCUUGAACCUUUCUGAUUGCUACAAGGUUUCGGUGCUCCCAGAAUCAUUUUGCCAGCUUAUUCAUUUGAAAGACCUAGAUCUUUCAGACUGCCAUGGCCUUAGUGAACUCCCUGGAUGCUUUGGUAACCUUUCUGAGCUUGGCACUUUGAACCUAACAAGUUGUAGUAAGCUGCAACUACUGCCUGUGUCAUUCUGCAAGUUGAUAAAGUUGAGGCAUCUCAAUCUGUCAUACUGUAUGAGGCUCCAACAGCUCCCAUCCUCAUUAGGCGACCUUGAGCUUCAAUCAUUGGACAUCUCUUCUGCUUCAUCUCUCCGUGUCUUGCCGGAUAGCAUCAGUAACAUCACUAGUCUCACUCAACUUGAGGUCACGUCAGCACGACCUCGAGUGUUUGACAAGGUUCAAAACAUUAAAAGGGAUCGAAAUUUGGGGUUAGCUGUUCAUACUGUACACCAGAUAGAAAAUAAAGGAUUUAGCAGUAUAGUGGAGCUUGCACAAUUGAGUUGUCGUGAGUUGCAUGUUGUACAGCUUCAGAAUGUUAGGAAUCCAGAAGAUGCAGGGAGAACCAAGCUGCGUGAUAAAUCGGAUCUUCGCUGUCUAAUGCUUGGCUGGGGGAACCAAGGAGAGGAGGAUAGAUCUGUGCUGGAGAAGCUCGUACCUCCUCGAACUCUUGAACAAUUUAUGCUAAAUGGGUAUAUGAGCAAGGACUUCCCUGACUGGAUGUCUCAAAUCUCCUCUUACCUCCCUUGUAUCACCUACCUCAGGCUUUCUGAUUUAGGAACAUGUGAUACUCUUCCUCCAUUUGGGCAGCUGCCAAAUUUAAGAAGUCUAUUUAUGCAGAACAUUCCCAACAUCAGAAAAAUUGGCAGGGAAUUCUAUCGUGAGGACAAAAUGUGUACGAAAUUAAGAAGGAUACAGUUGAAGUCAAUGGGGAAUUUGGUGGAAUGGUGGACAACAAGGUCAGGUGAAGAAAAUGAAGAGUUUUUAAUCCCAAAUUUGCAUAGAGUGGAUUUAAUAGACUGCCCAAAAUUGAAGUUUCUGCCAUAUCCCCCAAGAUGUAUGUUGUGGUUCUUAAAAAACAGUGAUGAGGUAUUGCCACAAGGCGGAUUUGGGAGCAUUUCCUCUUCCACUCUUCCUUUUUCUCUCACAAUACUAAGCUGCAAUUUUUCGCAAGACAAGUGGAAUAGUCUUCAUCACCUGCCCACCCUUGAGAUAUUUGAAGUUCAGUCCUGCAGCGGCCUGAGGGCCUUGCCGGAGGCCAUUCGAUCCUUCACCUCUCUAAGAGUACUGUAUUUGUGGUCAUUGAAGGACCUGCAGUUGCUGCCAGAAUGGUUUGGGCACCUUACUUGUCUAGAAAAAAUUAGCAUCCGAGAUUGUCCAGUAGUAACAUAUUUGCCAGAAAGCAUGAAGAAUCUUACCACUCUCAGAGAACUAUGGCUUCAGGAGUGCAAAGGCCUGGAGAUAUUGCCGGAAUGGCUGGGACAGCUCAUUUCCCUGCAAGAAUUUAACAUCAACUGUUGCCCCAAGCUGACAACUUUGCCUAAAAGCAUAAGGAACCUUACCGCCUUGAAGGAACUCUACAUUUGGGACUGUCCAAGUCUGGUUGAGAGGUGCAAAGGGGAGGAUGCCGAUAUGAUUUCUCAUAUCCGGGAAGUCACAUUACACAAAACUAGAGAGGAAGAAGAGCUGGGGUCGACUCCUGAAGAUGCGGGAGAGGAAGUGAAGCGCCGUAUACUGGUCGAUUAGCUCUAGCUGCUGCCUUCUGAUCCUUCCACAUGUUUAGCAGGAGAAAUGUGCAAUCGGGAGCUCUGUACAGAACCUGGAGUCUGCAGUAUAAAACUGGGGCUCUUCCACUGGGCGAGGUCUGCUUGCCAAAGCCGUGUGAAUAGAUUGAUCUGGAGCAGAGCCUUGACUCUCUACCACAUCAGUGACGGGGCAGGGUGUUGUCGAGAUCCACCACCUGCGAGCUCCAGUUCUCAUGCAAGUCUGCUGCCUCAACGCCUUCCAUUGCCGAUUCAGUGUUUUGCUCGACAAUGAGUUUCUGCUGUGGAUUCUGUGUAUUGGAACUCAGCUCUGUUGAUUGGUGGCCCGUACAUUUGGGCAAGCUUUUGCGUUACUUUCCCUUGGAUUCAUUAGAGCAUAGGUCCCUCAGCAGCUAAGAAGCAGGAUGGUAUUCUUCUUGUGUUAAAAUCGUCUGCAGAGUUUUCCUUUUUUUUUUGGCAAUGUUAUUUUACUUCUGGAAGUUAUAUUGUGGUGUGGGUGGUUGUAAUAAAGCCUUCCUUUGGCAAAAGGCAUAUGUUCAGUUCAUUGUGAACGGUUGGCCGAUGCCACUGACUGGAAAGAAAGGGAUUAAGGCUUA